GGUCACUCGUGGUUUUCCGCUGCCGCUCUCCAAGCUCCGGGCCCCGCCGUCUCUGCGACGCCCGCGCCCAGGAAACCUCGGUGCGCGCGGACGGACGGGCGGGCGGGCGGACAUGGACUCUGUGACCUUUGAGGAUGUGGCUGUGAACUUCACUUUGGAGGAAUGGGCUUUACUAGAUUCUUCCCAGAAGAAGCUGCACAGAGAUGUGAUGGAGGAAACCCUCAGGAACCUGGCUGCUGUAGGUAUAGGAAAAACACAGGGAGACCCGUGCAUUGAAGAUGACUCUGAAUAUUCCAUGAGAAGUCUAAGAAAUAAAGUUGUGGAAAGAUUGUGGAAACAAAAAGAAGGUAGUCAGUGUGGAGAAAACAUUAGCCAGAUUGCAGAACCUAUUGUGAACAAGGAAACUUCUCAUGGAUUAAUAUUCUGUGAAAACCAUGUGUAUGAAGACACACUCAUUGGUCAUUCAUCCCUUAAUGUGCCUGUGACUGUUCAUACUGGACAACAAAGUAAUGAAUAUAAGAUACAUGAAGAGAGUCUCUAUAAAUUUGGGGAAUGUAAGAAAGCCAUUACUUACCCUGAUUUCUUUCUGAAUCACGAAGGCACUGACACUGGACAGAGAUCCUAUGCAUUUAACCAAUGCGAAAAUUUUUUCCAGAGUCACAGUUACAUUCAUAUACCUGGGAACUCUGAUACUGGAGAAGAAAUGUAUGUGGAUAAACAGCAUUUUAAUGCCCUUACCUAUCCUAGCCUCCUUCAAUAUGUUGAAAAGAUUCACACUGGGGAUAAACCCUAUGUAUGUAAACAGUGUGGUAAAGCCUUUUCUUAUUUGAGUCACAUUAGAAGACAUGAACGAACUCACACUGGAGAGAAACCAUACCGAUGUAAUAUAUGUGAUAAAGCCUUCAGUUGCUUGAGUAGCAUUCCAAGGCAUAAAAGAAUUCACACAGAGAAGAAACCCUAUGUAUGUAAACAUUGUGGAAAAGCCUUUUCUUGGAGUAACCUUCAAAGACAUGAACUAACUCACACUGGAGAGAAACCAUAUAAAUGUAAUAUAUGUGAUAAAGCCUUCAGUUGUAAGAGUAAGUUUCAAGAUCAUGAAAGAACACACACUGGAGAAAAACCAUAUGUAUGUUCACAAUGUGGGAAGGCCUUAGCUUCUUACCAUACCUUUCAGAUACAUAAACGAUGUCACACUGGAGAGAAACCUUAUGUAUGUGAGCUGUGUGGGAAAGCCUUCAUUGCUGUCAGUUCUCUUCGAUACCAUGAGAGGGUUCACAGUGGUGAGAAACCCCACAUGUGUAAGCUCUGUGGCAAAGCAUUCAGUUGUCUCACUUCUCUUCGAUACCAUGAGAGGAUUCAUAGUGGUGAGAAACCCCACAUAUGUUUGCAGUGUGGGAAACGUUUCACUUCUUCCAGUAUCCUUCGAACGCAUGAACGAAUUCACACUGGAGAGAAACCAUAUGUAUGUAAGCAGUGUGGUAAAGGUUUUAUUUCUUCCAGUCACUUGCGGCAGCAUGAGUGGACUCACUCUGAGGAGAAACUGUGUGUGUGUAAGGUGUGUGGUAAAUCCUUCACUGAUCCUCGUGCCCUUCGAUGCCAUGAAAGGAUUCAUACUGGAGAGAAACCCUAUGUAUGUAAGCAUUGUGGCAAAGCUUUUUCUUCUUGGAGUACUCGUAGGAAACAUGAACAAAUUCACACUGUUGAGAAACCUUACAAAUGCAAGUAUUGUGGGAAAGCAUUCACGAAUCCCAUUGCUCUUCAGAAGCACGAGAGGAUCCACAGUGGUGAAAAACCCCACAUAUGUGAGAAAUGUGGGAAAAGUUUUCGUUAUUUCAGUAAGUUUCAAAUACAUGAACGAACUCACACUGGAGAGAAACCUUAUGUAUGUAAGCAAUGUGGGAAAAGUUUCAUUGCUGCUGGUAACUUGCGACAGCAUGAGUGGACUCACUCUGGGGAGAAACUCUGUGUUUGUAAACUGUGUGGUAAAUCCUUCACUGAUCCUCGUGCCCUUCGAUGCCAUGAAAGGUUUCACACAGGAGAGAAACCCUAUGUUUGUACACAUUGUGAGAAAGCCUUUUCUUCUUGGAGUGGUCGUAAAAGACAUGAACAAAUUCACACUGGUGAGAAACCCUACAUAUGUAAGCAUUGUGCAAAAGCCUUCACUAACCCCAGUGCUCUUCGAAAUCAUGAGAAGAUCCACAGUGGGGAAAAACCCCAUGUAUGUGAGCAAUGUGGGAAAGGCUUUCGUUUUUUCAGUAAGUUUCAGAUACAUGAACGGAUUCACACUGGAGAGAAACCAUAUGUAUGUAAGCAAUGUGGAAAAGGUUUCAGUUCUGCUGGUAACUUACGACAGCAUGAGUGGACUCACUCUCAGGAGAAACUGUGUGUUUGUAAACUAUGUGGUAAAUCUUUCGUUGAUCCUAGAUACCUACGACGCCAUGAAAGAAUUCACAGUGGAGAGAAACGUUUUGUUUGUAAACAAUGUGGGAAAUCCUUUUUAAAUUUAAGUAAUUGUCAAAGACAUGAACAAAUCCAUACUGUACAGAAACCAUAUGUGUGCAAGUAGUGUGGGAAAGCCUUUACUCAUCUCAAUUGCCUUAAAAUACAUGGAAGGGCUCACACUAGAGAGAAUGCCUAAAGAAUAUGAAAGGCACUGUCAUGACCUUUCUAGCAAACAAUUCAUAAGAAAAAAAGUGUUAUAUAAUUUGUAGAACUGUCUCUAGUCAUCUUGGAAUAAUUAACAGACAUUAAAGUGCAUAGUAUGAUGAAAACCUUUGAAUAAAUAUGCAAAUGUUUUCUAUUGA
Jaculus jaculus (lesser Egyptian jerboa) is the source of this 2804-nucleotide messenger RNA. RefSeq names its product zinc finger protein 709-like. The record is from RefSeq and is a predicted model, not a curated record. NCBI's taxonomy places the organism in Eukaryota, Metazoa, Chordata, Mammalia, Rodentia, Dipodidae. The transcript has 4 exons. Gene Ontology annotation, molecular function: RNA polymerase II cis-regulatory region sequence-specific DNA binding; DNA-binding transcription factor activity. Gene Ontology annotation, biological process: regulation of transcription by RNA polymerase II. The coding region runs from base 113 to 2566 and encodes 817 amino acids.